Mytilinidion resinicola is the source of this 1650-nucleotide messenger RNA. RefSeq lists its product as uncharacterized. Gene Ontology annotation, cellular component: intracellular membrane-bounded organelle. Gene Ontology annotation, molecular function: pyruvate dehydrogenase (acetyl-transferring) activity. The record is from RefSeq and is a predicted model, not a curated record. The coding region runs from base 82 to 1365 and encodes 427 amino acids. Gene Ontology annotation, biological process: pyruvate decarboxylation to acetyl-CoA. The transcript has 5 exons. Lineage: Eukaryota; Fungi; Ascomycota; Dothideomycetes; Mytilinidiales; Mytilinidiaceae.
UUACACCUCAACCACGCCGACCGCCUCCCGUCUCCUUUCCCACCACCUCUCUCUCCCUCAUCUCUCCUUCGUCUCUCCGGCAUGUUCUCCAGGACACUGAGGGCGAGCGUAGCUGCGCCACUACGCCGCAAUAUCUUCGCACCCGUCGCGCGCCCUGCCUUCCGGACUGUCACCACCGACGCGGCUUCGUCGCAUGCUGACAAGGACAGCGUGCCUUCAGAAGAUGACAAGCCGUUCGAGGUCCGCCUCUCCGACGAGAGCUUCGAGACCUACGAGCUCGACCCGCCUUCCUACACGCUCGACACCACCAAGAAGGAAUUGAAGCAGAUGUACUACGACAUGGUGGCCGUACGGCGCAUGGAAAUGGCCGCCGACAGGCUUUACAAGGAGAAGAAAAUUCGGGGUUUCUGCCAUCUGUCCACUGGCCAAGAAGCGGUCGCUGUCGGCAUUGAGCACGCCCUCCAAAAGACCGACCACCUCAUCACCGCCUACCGCUGCCACGGCUUCGCUCUGAUGCGCGGAGGAACCGUCAAGUCCAUUAUCGGAGAGCUGUUGGGCCGGAGAGAGGGCAUUGCUUUCGGCAAGGGCGGAUCCAUGCACAUGUUCUCUACUGGCUUCUACGGUGGCAACGGUAUCGUUGGUGCCCAGGUACCUGUUGGCGCUGGUAUUGCGUUCGCCAACCAAUACGAAGGCAAGGAGAACGUGACAUUGGCUCUGUAUGGCGACGGAGCAUCAAAUCAGGGACAAGUCUUUGAGGCAUUCAACAUGGCCAAGCUAUGGAAUCUUCCCAUCAUUUUUGGAUGUGAAAACAACAAAUACGGAAUGGGCACAGCAGCGAACCGAGCUGCCGCUCUCACGGACUACUACAAGCGCGGCCAAUACAUUCCCGGCUUGAAAAUCAACGGCAUGGACGUCCUAGCCGUGAAGGCCGCCGUGGCAUACGGAAAGGAGUGGUGCCGCCAAGGAAAGGGUCCCCUUGUCUACGAAUAUGUCACCUACCGUUAUGGUGGACAUUCCAUGAGUGACCCUGGCACAACCUACCGCACCCGCGAAGAAAUCCAACGCAUGCGCAGCACCAACGACCCCAUCGCCGGCCUGAAGCAGAAACUCCUCGACUGGGGUGUCACAUCUGAGGAGGAGCUCAAGGCCAUCGACAAGGAAGCUCGCAAUAACGUUGACGCUGAAGUCGCAGAGGCCGAGAAAAUGGCCCCGCCCGACCCAACCCCCAAGAUCCUGUACGAGGACAUCUACGUCCGCGGCAGCGAGCCGGAGUUCCUGAGGGGCUGCAUACCCGAGGAAAACUUCUACUACACCGAGUCGGAUAUUUCGAAGGAGGCGCCGAAGAAGGCGGCAGCAAGGACGUGAGUGUGAUGUGCUGCGGUUGAGCGUGCCGAACGUGUGUGAUUAGAUACUGUUGUGGGGAUGACUUGGUUCGGCUCGGGUAAGGUUCGUAGCACACUUGAGAAACCUGUAAUUUUACUAUUUACUUUGGCACUUUCGAGGUCGUUGAUGCUCAUUUAGCCUUAUAAACUAUCCCCAGAAGCGACCCCACCAAAGUCCAUUUCCACUUUUGAACCUGAGCAUAACUAGUAUUGUCUGGCCACUUAUUAAGCUUGCUAUUAAGCUUUAUAGCAAGGAUAAGUGGCGGCC